AAUGUAGUAACAUUCCAUAAUAAUUCUAGAACAAGUUGGUUAUCUAGAUAAUGAAUCUUUUAGAAUUUGGACAAAGACUGUUUAAUCUGUAAUGGACAUUAACAGAAAUCCCCAAAAUUCGAUUGCACGCCUCAGUUCCGGAGGCGCAUUACUCACUCAAUCGAAGCAAUCCUUCCCGCUUAAUCCUCUUUGAUAGCAGCAGAUCUUUUUCUUUCUGGCUAGUGUCUGUGUAUCUGCUGCUUAUCGUUUUCUUCUUUUCCUUUUCCCCUUUUUUUUCCAGCUAAACACAGAAAACCGCUGCAGAAUUGUUAUUGGCUUUUGGUGGUCAACAAAACUCUUUUCAGCUAAGCAGCUAGGUUGUUAAAGUAACCUGGCAGAAGGUUUGGAAGCUGAAAGGUUGCAGUGGCAUAAACUAAAGGAGGGAGGUAAAGAUGAGGGAGCAAGGGCAAAGCAUGCUGAAUGGAUCAGGGGUACAUAGGCCUUCCUGGGAGAAGAUUUGGCUUCCAAAGGUGCUAGCUAAGAACACUAUAGGGAUAUUUCUCUUGAUUCUUCUAUGCAUCGGGGCCUUCUUCUCUACGCGUGUGCUGGAUUCUUCUGUUAUUUCACUCUCCAUAAAUUCCCUAAAGAAAUCAACUUUUUCCGCCAUAACAUCACAUAAUCAACCCGGGAAUAAACAAGUCGAAAUCCCGCUCAAUUGUUCACUAGGUGAUGCUACCCUGACCUGCCCAGCCAAUUACUAUCCACCACGGUAUUCAGCACGGAAUCCUGACCCUCCAUCAGCAGCAACGCAGCCCAUGUGUCCGGACUUCUUCCGUUGGAUCCACGAAGAUCUAUCGCCCUGGAAGGAGACCGGGAUUACAGAAGCCAUGGUGAACAUGGCCAACAGGACGGCCAAUUUCCGACUGGUAAUAGUGAAUGGAACGGCGUUCGUGGAGACCUAUGAGAAAGCAUUCCAAACCAGAGACACUUUUACUCUGUGGGGGAUUUUACAGCUGCUAAGGAGGUACCCGGGCCAAGUCCCUGAUUUGGACCUCAUGUUUGACUGCGUUGACUGGCCCGUCAUCAAUAAAGAUUCUCACUCUGGGGCCAACGCCACGGCCCCGCCGCCUUUGUUCCGCUACUGCGCUAACGAUACCACGUUGGACAUUGUUUUUCCCGAUUGGUCAUUCUGGGGUUGGCCUGAAAUCAAUAUUAAGCCUUGGGAGGCUCUGUCUAAGGAUCUGAAAGAAGGGAAUGAGAGGAGUAGAUGGGUGGAUAGGGAGCCGUAUGCUUACUGGAAGGGCAACCCUCAAGUUGCAGAAAAGAGGAUGGACUUGCUCAAGUGUAACAUUUCAGACCAACAGGAUUGGAAUGCUCGUAUUUAUGCUCAGGACUGGGGUCGGGAACAGCAGCAAGGUUACAAAAAGUCCGACUUGGCAAGCCAAUGCAUCCACAGAUAUAAAAUCUACAUAGAAGGAUCUGCUUGGUCGGUCAGUGAGAAAUACAUAUUGGCCUGUGAUUCUGUAACUUUGCUAGUGACGCCACAAUAUUAUGAUUUCUUCACUAGAGGUUUGAUGCCUUUGCAACACUACUGGCCCAUAAGGGAGGAUAACAAGUGCAGAGCUAUAAAGCAUGCUGUUGACUGGGGAAAUAACAAAAUAGAAAAGGCGCAAGCCAUUGGCAAGGCAGCAAGUAAUUUUGUUCAAGACGAGCUGAAAAUGGACUUUGUCUAUGAUUACAUGUUUCAUCUCUUGCGUGAGUAUGCGAAGCUUCUAAAAUACAAGCCUAGCGUCCCUCCAAAAGCAAUUGAACUUUGUUCUGAAUCGAUGGCUUGCCCUGCUCAAGGUCAGGAGAAGAAGUUCAUGAUGGAUUCCACAGUUAGAGGUCCUAGCAGUGAAACUCCUUGCGUCAUGCCGCCUCCUUAUGACCCUGCAACUCUUCAUUCUAUUAUUGACAGAAAGCGAAACUCGAUAAAGCAAGUAGAGACAUGGGAACGACAUUACUGGGAUCAAAGAAGUGAGCAUGUUUAGGAGUAGAUUAUAUCUUCUUUUCAUCCUGUUCGUUUACAAAAAUGAGCAUGACACUGAAAAAGGUGUGUAUUUUCAGACUUAUAGCAAAAGAUGUGCAUCACAAAGGGAACCAGGUUUCUUUGUUCAUUCAGCUCUCCACAGAGAUGGAUCUUAAUUACGAUGGAACGCUAGAUAGCCAAUUCUUGAUCUCAUACAUAAAGUGCAGACAGAGAUAUGGAUGUCCUUAUUCUCUUUAUUCACAUAUUGCCUUUCAGAAACAAAAAAGAUAGAAAUGUGUGAGCCUGCAAGAUCUUGGAUCCUUCCUGUCGGAUAGUUGCUGGACAAAUUGAGGGUUGAGACAGAUCAAAAGAUCCUUGUGCAAGUGCAAACUAUAACAUUCUCGGUCCGCUCCAAGUCCUACCUGCAACAUGCUCACAACUUGGCUUUGGAAAUCAAUGGCAGCAGCACAUUCACUUACAGAUUCUUCCAUGCUGACCUUGCCAACUGAGAUUUCCAACAAUGGAGGUACAUCCUCUCAGGUGAUUGCGUCCAAGAUCCAGCAGCUGAAGCUGAAAGAGCAGGCGAUGUUCUGGAGGAAUAGUUACUUGGAACAUAUUUUAUUAUUUUUAUGUAGUCGUGGCAAUAUUCUGGAGGAAUAGUUACUCGGAACAUACAUUAUUAUUUUUGUGUAGUCGUAGUCCCGUCGAGGUCUCAGAAUUUCAAGUCUGCAGUAUCUCUUUUGGUA
Messenger RNA from Coffea arabica (coffee), 2733 nucleotides. RefSeq lists its product as uncharacterized. NCBI's taxonomy places the organism in Eukaryota, Viridiplantae, Streptophyta, Magnoliopsida, Gentianales, Rubiaceae. The record is from RefSeq and is a predicted model, not a curated record.